This is a messenger RNA of Naegleria fowleri, 660 nucleotides long. RefSeq lists its product as uncharacterized. The transcript has a single exon. NCBI's taxonomy places the organism in Eukaryota, Heterolobosea, Eutetramitea, Acrasida, Naegleriidae. The coding region runs from base 1 to 660 and encodes 219 amino acids. The record is from RefSeq and is a predicted model, not a curated record.
AUGAGUAAAUACAGUAGUAAAAAAUCAGCAAGGGUCUAUCAAAAAAGUUGCUACAGCGCUGAUAAUUGCGUCAUCACAGAGUUAAAUAGGACGAUACUCGGAGAUAGAUUAUUAAUUGACCCUAAAACAGUAGCAAUCGACACAAAAAAUUAUAUAUUUGAAAAACUUCAUGAUGAGAAUUAUUUAUUGAGUUCGGUCAAGUACGGAUUACGAAUUGUCAUGCCGAUGAUUAAUCAUGGAGGUUUAUUUGCAAGAUUGGAACUUGUUGAUGACAGAAAUGAUGUAGAAGUUAAAUGCGUGAAAAGAGAACGAGCUGGAAAACGAGUAUUGAAAGGUAAAACGAAAGAAGAAUUUGAUGUCACAAAAAACAACACGCUCAAAGUGAAAAUGGAGUUUAAAUUCCGAGAAACGUCGAGUGACAACACAGUUGAAAAAUACAGAUUAUUAGUACACAUCAUGUUAGAAAAUAGGAUAUUAUUGACAUUUAAUUCAGAACCGUUCAGAACAGUUGUGCGGGCACCAGUAAGCAGCAAGAAAUCAUCACGAUCAACUCCAUUACCUUCAUUAACGACAUCUCACAAUGCCAAUGAGGAAACUGAUGAAGAUUCUGAUGAAGACGACGAAGAAGAUGAGGUAGCUCAAAAGAAAACAAAGAAAUAA